This is a messenger RNA of Exophiala mesophila, 2108 nucleotides long. Its product is annotated as GTP cyclohydrolase I. The transcript has a single exon. Gene Ontology annotation, molecular function: GTP cyclohydrolase I activity; zinc ion binding; GTP binding. NCBI's taxonomy places the organism in Eukaryota, Fungi, Ascomycota, Eurotiomycetes, Chaetothyriales, Herpotrichiellaceae. Gene Ontology annotation, biological process: tetrahydrobiopterin biosynthetic process; tetrahydrofolate biosynthetic process. Gene Ontology annotation, cellular component: cytoplasm. The record is from RefSeq and is a predicted model, not a curated record. The coding region runs from base 302 to 1336 and encodes 344 amino acids.
GCCUGUGGGAUUUCUUGUCCGAUUUCCUCCCAUGACGGAGGAAGAAAAAAAAAGAGUCAUUUACGACCCCAGAUUUCGCGAAGUUACCAGGAUCUAAUUGAACUAAUAACACAUAGCACCUAGGACUCACGAAUUCUUGCCAUUCUUCUCAUACCCUUUUCACAAACGACACACCGAUCGUCUAACUCGAUCGACCUUCACUUGUCUCUAUCCACAAAGGCUUCUCAACAUCAUAGCAGCCAACACCAUGGCCGUGUAAAUUGCCGUCUCAACCUCACCUCGACUUCGUCCAUCGCCCUUUAUGAGUCAGCACCCUCCACGAGUCUCCCCCACCGACGAAAACAUCCCCUCUCCAAGUCCUGUAUACCCAAAACCUCGCUCGGCCGUCCCUUCAUACUUGUUGAACGGAGGGUCUCCUCUCCGCCCUCCCACCAAGUCUAGGGCCCAAGAACGAGAGAGUUUGGCCUCGUCCAUUCGAAGUACAUAUGGUAGGAGAAAGACUAUUGAUUUAGGUGAUCCUCAGUCUUCUUCACGUCAUAUGUCUGCUCUCUCGUGGACCGGCCUGACCGACGGUGAUCCCUCGUCCGACCCUAAGAGGCCUACUUUGCACGACCCUGCGAGGGACAUUCGCGAUGAAGCCCCUGCCACCCCGCCUGCCACUGCCUCGCGUCCCGCCAGUCCCUAUACAAUGAACCCUCCCAUCGACUUUGAUGGGCUCAGUUGGCCCUGCAUUGGCACAAGAGAAAGACUGGAACAGACUCCAGAAGAGGCCCAGGCUCGACUUGACAAACUCGCCGGCGCAGUCAGAACAAUUUUCGAGUGCAUUGGAGAGGACCCCGACCGCGAGGGCAUCCGCGACACUCCUGAUCGGUAUGCCAAAGCCUUAAUGUAUUUCACAAAAGGGUAUGAAGAGAACGUCCGAGAUCUGGUCAACGGCGCAGUUUUUCACGAGGACCAUGAUGAAUUGGUCAUUGUCAAGGACAUUGAAGUUUUUAGCCUGUGUGAACACCACAUGGUCCCCUUUAUUGGCAAAAUGCAUAUUGGCUACAUUCCUAACAGAAGGGUUCUCGGUCUAAGCAAGCUGGCUCGACUGGCUGAGAUGUUUUCGAGGAGAUUGCAAGUUCAAGAGAGGUUGACUAAGCAAGUCGCCCUCGCCAUAGCUGAAGUCUUGAAACCGCAAGGCGUCGCCGUUGUCAUGGAAUCAAGCCAUUUAUGCAUGGUCAUGAGAGGUGUCCAAAAGACUGCCAGCAGUACAACUACCAGUUGCAUGUUGGGUGCUAUGAGAAGUAGUGCAAAGACCCGAGAAGAGUUCUUGAGUCUUUUGAACCGGAAGUGAAGGAUCAUCCUUCAAGUCUGCCUUUCUCAACUUUCGGGCAGACUCAGCACCAUCACACUUGACGUUGCGGCAUUCCUCAACAGUAACCUUCGCGUCCAGUUGGUCAAGCACAGCUCCGUGGGUCCACGAAGCUCGGUCCCUUGCUUUCUCCGGGCCAUCAGCACACACUACAUGCUAUGCUCUGGUCUCGUCAAGAUUUCGUGCCUGAGAGACAAAAUAAGAGGGGCGUACCCGCCCGAAAGCGGUCGUGGAUCGACCAGCAGUGGCAGCGUCCAUUCUCCCCAUAAUGAUAUAUAUGUUCCCAUAAGGUGACUGCGCUUUUCUCUCACCACGCCCCUACGCAGCCGUCAGGGCCCAUUUGAGACUCAACUUUCAUUCGGACGCAAGGUGUUCAAAUUCAUCUUCAUUCGAUGCCCAUGCUAAAUAUGGCAUACACUAAACACCAAGACUUGAUGAUAUGGACUAACUUUGUAUAUGGGUUUCAAAGAUGUCUUUGGGGUUCCCGUAGCUACUUUUCGCUUCACGUUUCUGAGACAGGAUCCAAGCCAUGUAUCGACGUUUUCAUGGGAACGAUUCCUCUGAAUGUCUCCCACAUAACAAAUGUUGGGUUUCUCUGUACCCUGCUGUAUAUGCAUGUCAUGAAUGCCGCCUCUGAUGCCGUUCUACACGGUAUGAAUUUACAUAAAUCCCCGACCCGAGCUUUAGGUCCAAAACCCUUGAUCACUAUUGGGUGGGCUGACGCCAGCGAAUUCAACACAAGAUACGAGUUUCC